This is a messenger RNA of Penicillium angulare, 1794 nucleotides long. RefSeq lists its product as uncharacterized. Gene Ontology annotation, molecular function: FAD binding. The record is from RefSeq and is a predicted model, not a curated record. The transcript is spliced from 7 exons. The coding region runs from base 1 to 1794 and encodes 597 amino acids. NCBI's taxonomy places the organism in Eukaryota, Fungi, Ascomycota, Eurotiomycetes, Eurotiales, Aspergillaceae.
AUGUCCCCUCAUUUCCAAACAACGCUCUUGCACGAGGAGGCGCCAAUUCUUCUUGUUGGCGGGGGAGCAUCUGGGCUUCUGCUCGCCUAUCUGCUCGCCCAGUUAAACAUUCGAUCCUUGGUGGUGGAACGCUAUGCGUCCAGACUAGCAGCACCAAAGGCACAUGCGCUUUCUCCUCGAUCCCUUGAGAUCUGCCGUCAAGCGGGGUUAGACGUGAAUGAGAUUCGGAAGAUUGGUAGUCCUCGCGAAGAGGCGUACUGGGUCAAUUUUAUUACCAGUCUGUCUGGUAAACAUGUUGGUCGUUUGCCCUACGAGCGAAUGGAUCCGGGGGUUCUAAAUGAUACACCUGCGAUGAUUCAUAAUAUUGCUCAACCGGCAUUUGAGGAGCUGAUUGCCAAGAAACUAUCGACGAAUAAGCUUGUUGAGAUUCGUAAGAAUCAUUCUUUUGUGAGCUUAGAACAGGGCGAUGGGUUCGUGAUGACGACGAUCGAGGAUCGUGCUACUCAAACGACAUACAAUGUCACAUCACAGCAUGUAGUUGCAUGCGAUGGUGCCAAAAGUGCCGUCCGAAAAUACCUUGGUAUUGCAAGUGAAGGAGAAGAAACCUGCGAAACCAUGAUGACCAUUCACUUCAACGCUGACUUGAAGCCUGUGAUAAAGGAGCAAGUUGGAAUGCUGCACUGGGUAAUGGACCCAAUGGUCGCCGGCUUCAUCAUUGGAUAUGACUUGUCUGGGAACCAGGUUCUCAUAUGUAACUUUGAUACUGAGAAACAUCCCGUGGAGUCUUGGAACGAAGAACACUGUCGUAGGGUUGUCGACGCAGCCAUUGGAAUGAAAGUGCCAUAUGAUAUACUAAGUUACCGUCCAUGGGUUCUCAGUCGGAAGGUAGCUUAUUCGUAUCGCGAAGGCCAGGUUUUCCUUUGCGGAGAUGCUGCUCACUCCUUCCCACCCACCGGUGGCCUUGGUUUGAAUUCUGGACUAGCUGACGCCCAUAAUUUGGCAUACAAGCUUGCAGCAGUUCACCACGGGUGGGGUGGAAGCAGUCUUCUCGAUACCUACCAGUUUGACCGGCGCCAAGUUGCACUUGUCAAUUCCAAUCAAAGUGUCGAGAACGGGAAACAAAUCUUUGGGCUACUCAAAGCGCUUGGUACGACAGAUCCCGACGUCAAUGUUGCAAGGCAGAAUCUCUAUCAUAAUAUCCAAGACACCGAUGCAAUGGUUGAGAUUAAUAGAGGGAUCGAGGGUCAGCGCCAACAUUUUGAUAAUCUCGGCCUACACAUUGGAUACAUUUAUGGAGACAAGACAAUUCCUGCGAAUGUCUCGGUGUUUGAGCCUAUGUGUGUACCUGGUGCUCGAAUCCCGCAUACAUGGAUCAAAGUCUCGUCGGAGCAAUUGCAGCUUCCACCAAUUGACUCCAGCUAUGUACAUGAACUAUCCCAGGAGGAGGUCUCAAAAAAGAAAUACUCUACCUUGGAUCUAUGCCCUCUCAAUACUUUCACUUUGUUUGUCGAUGACAGAAAUGCAUCUAUCUUCUCAAAUAUGGUGAAAGAUGCAUUAGAUCUUGUGACUCGAAAUACGCAGUUUGUUUUGCCCCUAAAGACCGUUAUACACGGUGUUGAUUUCAGGCUUCAACCGGGGGCAGAGGGUGAAUCUUGGAUGAAUCUUAUGGGUUUGAAAGAUCGGGCAGUGUUAGUCCGUCCAGAUCAGCAUAUUUUGACUUGCGUCGCGCCCCAAGAUAAAGCAGAUGAGUUGGUGCAUGCACUGAAAGAACACCUAGGUUUGCAUGCCAAUUGA